Arabis nemorensis is the source of this 420-nucleotide messenger RNA. The record is from the annotation of a GenBank genome assembly. Lineage: Eukaryota; Viridiplantae; Streptophyta; Magnoliopsida; Brassicales; Brassicaceae.
AUGUUUCGCACUGUUUGCCGGACAGGGAUGGUCGGAGAAGUUCCCGAUCUGCUUGGUUCGAUGAAGGAAGAUGGCGUCAAUUUGGACCAGACAAUGUCUAAGGUAUUGCUGGAUUCCUUAAUCCGUUUGGGUAAGUACGAUUCUGCGUUAGGAGUUUUGGAUUACAUGGAGGAAUUAGGAGAUUGCUUAAACCCAGUUUUAUAUGAUUCUGUUCUUAUUGCUCUGGUGAAGAAGAAUGAAUUGCGUCUUGCUUUGUCCAUUUUCUUUAAGCUUUUAGAAGCUUCUGAUAUCAAUAGUGAAACUGGUGGGGUUAGUGUAAGUUAUCUUCCUGGAACGAUUGCUGUGAAUAGCCGAUAUGCUGGUGGGGUUGGUAGGUCUAAGAAAAGCCGAUAUGAGAAUGGAAUUCAAAAGGGUUAUUGA